AUGGCAGCAGAUUCGGUGCAGGUCGGGGAUUUUCAGCAAGGAUUUGCUAGAGAAGAAGGGGCGGAAAAUACACACGUCCAGGGGCUGGUGACCUUCGAGGAGGUGGCUGUGUAUUUCACCCAGGGGCAGGGGGCACUGCUGGACCCUGGUCAGAGAGCCCUCUACAGGGACGUCAUGCAGGAGAACUACGAGACGGUGACCUCGCUGGGAUUCCCCCUUCCCAAACCUGAGCUGAUCGCCCGGCUGGAGCGAGGGGAAGAGCCGUGGGUCCCGGAUCUCCAGGCCUGCAAGGGAAGGGAGAGCCCGAGAGGCAGCCGCACAGGUGAUGGGAUGGUGAGUGAAAACACAGAGGAGAAUCUGCAGCAGGAAGGUCCUGAGCAAGUGGAACCACGUGAGACAAUGUUGGAAAGAUCUGAAGGGAAUUUUACCCAUGAGCGGCAAAAAGCCUGGGGAAAUGGGCACAAGCCAGAGAGGCAGCUGGGAACCCAUCCAGGGCAGAAAGUGGGUAAAUCCACUGAUCAUGGGGGAGUUUGCAAAGGCCCCAAGGAAACCACAGCCCAGCAGAGAAUCCCAUCAGGAGUGAGAGACAACACAUGCUCCGAGUGCGGGAAAAGCUUCAACCGGAGCUCAAACCUUAUUUCACAUCAGAGACUCCACACUGGAGACAGGCCUUUUAAAUGCCUUGAGUGUGGGAGACGUUUUAAUCAGCGAGAGCACCUCGUUAGGCAUCAGAGACUCCACACUGGAGAAAAGCCCUAUAAAUGUCUGGAGUGCGGGAAAAGCUUCAUUCAGAGCUCCCAGCUUAUUACACACCAAAGAGUCCAUACGGGCGAGCGACCCUACAAGUGCCCGGAGUGUGGGAAAAUGUUUAGUGAUGGCUCAGCCUUUAUUAACCAUCGGAGAAUCCACACGGGAGUUAAACCCCAUAAAUGCCUCAACUGUGGGAAAAGCUUCAAUCGGAGCUCAACCCUGGUUAGACAUCAGAGAACCCACACAGGAGAGAAACCCUUUAUAUGCCUGGAGUGCGGGAAAAAGUUUAGUGACAGUUCAGCUCUUAUUGUGCAUCAGAGACUCCACACUGGGGAUAAACCCUUUAAAUGCUCUGACUGUGGGAAAAGUUUCUUUCAACUCUCACGGCUCCUUGCACAUCAGAGAAUCCACACGGGCGAGAACCCCUAUAAAUGCCUCGAGUGUGGGAAAAGGUUUAAUGACAACUCAAACCUUAUUACACACCAGAUUAUCCACACGGGAGAGAGACCCUACAAAUGCCUGGACUGUGGGAAAAGCUUCAGUCGCAGCUCACAUCUUAUUACGCAUUACAGAACCCACACUGGAGAGAGACCCUAUAAAUGCCUGGACUGUGGGAAAAGUUUCAAUCAGAGCUCAAACCUAAUUACACAUCAGAGACUCCAUACGGCAGAGAAGCCCUAUAAAUGCCAGGAGUGCGGGAAAAGUUUCAAUCAGAGCUCCAACCUUAUUCUGCACCAGCGAACGCACACGGGGGAGAGGCCCUACAAAUGCCUCGACUGCGGGAAAAGUUUCAAUCGGAGCUCGAGCCUCGUCGUGCAUCAGAGAAUCCACACGGGAGACAAACCCCACAAAUGCACCAAAUGUGGGAAGAGUUUCAUUCAGAGCUCCAACCUGACGACGCACCAAAAAAUCCACACGGGAGAAAAAAACUGUCAGUGCCCAGAGUGUGGGAAAAUGUUCAGCGACAACUCAGCCCUGAUUAAGCACCGAAGAAUCCAUUCGGGACAGAAACCCUAUAAAUGCCCGGAAUGCGGGAAAGGGUUUAGUGACAGCUCAACCUGUAUUCGACACCAGAGAACCCACACGGGAGAGAGACCCUACAAAUGCCUGGAUUGUGGGAAAAGCUUCAAUCUGAGCUCCAACCUAGUUACGCACCGGAGAAUCCACACGGGGGAAAGACCCUAUAAAUGCCUCGACUGUGGGAGAAGCUUUAGUCAGAACUCGCAUCUGAUUAAACAUCAGAAAGUCCACACGAGGUUGAAAUCUUGA
Emys orbicularis (European pond turtle) is the source of this 2019-nucleotide messenger RNA. RefSeq names its product zinc finger protein 436-like. Gene Ontology annotation, biological process: regulation of transcription by RNA polymerase II. The record is from RefSeq and is a predicted model, not a curated record. The transcript has 5 exons. Bases 1 to 2019 code for a protein of 672 amino acids. Lineage: Eukaryota; Metazoa; Chordata; Testudines; Emydidae. Gene Ontology annotation, cellular component: nucleus. Gene Ontology annotation, molecular function: DNA-binding transcription factor activity, RNA polymerase II-specific.